This is a messenger RNA of Clunio marinus, 240 nucleotides long. NCBI's taxonomy places the organism in Eukaryota, Metazoa, Arthropoda, Insecta, Diptera, Chironomidae. The record is from the annotation of a GenBank genome assembly.
AUGAAAGAAGAAACUAACAUGAAAACAUUUCGAAAUUUAUUUGUAAACAUCAUAAGAAAGGGAAAGACUCAAGGAUUUUUCAUCCAUGAUUUUAUAUUAAAAGAAUCAAUUUGCGAUCCGAAGGGUUUGCUGCAAUCUUACUUGACUUUCUAUUUUAUUGCUAGCUCUAAUAUUUUUUUGAUGAAAAAUAUUCAACAUAAACCAUUUCAUCUUGAAUUUGUCAGUUUGUCGCAACGAUAA